Drosophila gunungcola (fruit fly) is the source of this 2402-nucleotide messenger RNA. RefSeq names its product plasmanylethanolamine desaturase (gene Kua). Gene Ontology annotation, molecular function: oxidoreductase activity. The record is from RefSeq and is a predicted model, not a curated record. Lineage: Eukaryota; Metazoa; Arthropoda; Insecta; Diptera; Drosophilidae. Bases 614 to 1534 code for a protein of 306 amino acids. The transcript has 6 exons.
ACAAUAUUAUUUCGCAUUUAUUUGAAGCCCAAACGAGACUUUGUUUGUUAUACACUUUUCCCGCCCACAUUUCGUGCUAAAGCACAUUUAUCACCGAGGAGUAACCCAUCGAAUAUAAAAACCAAAUAACAAAGAAACAAAUAAGCUGCUAAAAAUAUAAUCCUUUAGCCCCUCGUAUUUGCCAACCUACCCCAAAAAAAAAAAAAAAAAAAAAGCGAUAGCGUUCACAACAAUUUAAAUACCAAUUUGCCUAAUUAAGGCACCUCUAGACGACCGCGCCUCCGCCUCUGCCACUGACAACUCAACUCGUUCGGUAGAGUUAGCUUCUGAAUCCCCACAGACCGGUCGUAAGUCCAAAAUAUUGCGUGACCCGUCUGGUGGUGGGUUUGGCCAAGGGGAAGUCGGUGCAGCUGGACAAGUAAUGACAUCAACGCCGCCACAUGAUGGGAUAUCCCUGACCAGAGGUCAUUGGUGGGAGCUACGCGACGGCAAUCGAAUCCGGUGGCCUGCCUGACAUUGAAUUCAGGCAUUGCAUUGUCAAUCAGUCAGGAACCGUCAUCAAGGCCUUCAAGUUGUUUAUUCGUCCACUUUCAAUUCCCAACCCCCGCAGACGAUGACAGCCAAAAGCGAUAGGGACAUUCUGGCCAACUCCAUGUACGAGGAUGACCCAAAUGGCAACUCAGCGCCCACAACCACAAAGGACCAGGAAUCGGAUAAGCCGGAGGAGGUGCUUAAGGUCACCACUGGCGCCAUAGCCACAUCCAAUAACCCGGAGAUAGCUUCUCCGCGCUGGGGACCGCAGAAUAAGGGCGCCCAGGAACUGGCCUCGUUAUACAGUCCAGGAAAGCGCGCUCAGGAAAUCAUAUGCGUAUACACCUGCAUUGGCCUGAUGAUCAUCAACCUGGCCCUGAUUGUGAGGCACCUGCGUCUGGAGCGGAUAAGUGUGGCCUUUUUGUCCGCCUUGUGUGGCAUCAUCACGGCUGAUUUUGCCUCCGGAUUGGUGCACUGGGCAGCAGAUACAUGGGGAUCCGUGGAUCUCCCACUGCUUGGAAAAAAUUUCCUGCGUCCAUUUCGAGAGCAUCAUCUGGAUCCCACAUCAAUAACACGUCACGAUUUCAUUGAGACGAACGGCGACAACUUUAUGGUUGGCAUACCAAUCCUCGGCUAUUUGGCGCACUUUUUCUACAUCAGGUCACCGAGCGAAAUUCAGCAGCAUUUCGGCUGGAUAGCCUAUGUCUUUCUUUGCUCCAUAUUUGUGGCCAUGACCAAUCAGAUACACAAAUGGUCGCACACCUACUGGGGACUGCCGAGGUGGGUCCUGUUACUCCAGAGCUGUCACAUAAUCCUGCCACGCAAGCACCAUCGCAUCCAUCAUGUGGCACCGCAUGAGACGUACUUUUGCAUCACCACCGGAUGGCUUAAUUGGCCACUGGAACGCAUCAGAUUCUGGUCAACAUUCGAGCUUAUCAUCGAGCAUUUUACGGGCCUAAAGCCCCGCGAUGACGACCUGAAAUGGGCCAAGAAACUCACAUAGAUUCGCUGCCCAGCGGACUGUAUAUAGGAAACUUGGACCAAGCAGCCUUAACUUUCUAAAAGUCAUCUUCAACUGUUAUCAUUAUUAUUAUUGAAAUGUUUUGCACAACGAAGUAGCUUUAAGUGAGAGCAGAUUACAUACCUGUAAAGUUAACUGAGCAAAUGGCAUAGUUCUAAGUUGCAUGUUUGUUAUUGAUAGUUUAAGUUAGUGUUUUUUGUAUAACUUUUAUACACACCUGCACACACUCGCACAUUAGAGCGCAUAAAAAUACAUGCAUUCAUUGAUCUCGCCACAAAUUAAACGUACUACGAGUGAGCCUUACGUAUACCUAAAUAAUAAACAAUACAAAUUACUGAAUAUUAAGCACUGGCUUGUCGGAUAACUUUUUAAAAAUUUACACAAAACAAUGUUAAUUACUUGAUAAAUAAGCUUAAAGAGCAACUGAUUUUUGUACCACAUCCAAACAAAAAGACAUUUUUAAUACAUUUCAUCAUCGCAGCUUUUCGAUGGCUAUAAAAUAAACUAAUUUAUUUACAACUAUACAUAAAUAUAUACAAAAUACAAAUUAAACUAGGCGCUGUAUGCAAUCAAGAACGUGACUUACAAAUUUUGCCUUAAAAGAACAUUUUUUAUAUGUAUAUGAUAUGAACAAUUUAUGGAAAAGCGGAUACAGAUUUUAGUAUGCACACUUUUAGUGGCAAUUGUUAAAACUUUUUUGAAAGACCAAUUUUGUAUAAUUUAUUUCCAAAAAAGUCGUACUACUAGAUGGCUAGUUGCUUGUAUAAUUUGAUGUGUUGAUGCGCAACACAGUAGUUUUAAGGCAGCAAUAUUAAUUGUGAUCUGAAUAAAUGAAAACUUAAUGCUAAUA